AUGUCCAGGCAAGACAAGGCUACAACAGAGCGCAACGCGCGCAUCCUCCGCGACCUUGUGCGUCAGCCCGACAACAAGGCGUGCGCCGACUGCCGCAAGAAUGACGCACGCUGGGCAUCCUGGAACCUUGGUGUCUACCUCUGUAUCCGCUGUUCCGGCAUGCACCGUGCCAUGGGCACUCACAUUAGCAAAGUGAAGAGUAUCGACCUUGAUAUCUGGACGCCGGAGCAGAUGGAGUCGAUCCAGAAGUGGGGUAACCGCCGCGCAAACCUCUACUGGGAGCGACACCUCAAGAAGGGCCACGUCCCGCCUGACCACAAAAUCGAGUCGUUCAUCCGGUCAAAGUAUGAGUCGAGGCGCUGGGCGAUGGAUGGCCCUCCUCCUCGUGACCCGGCUACACUCGAGGACGGCGCAGCAGCCAGCCCAAGCGCAAGCAGCCCCCCACCCCCAGCAGCCCAGACGUCGCGUCCGACGCCUACUGCUGCCCCAGUUGCCGGCCCCACUCCCGCCUCGCGCGGCGCUCACCCGCUUCUUUCGCGUCAGGCCAAACCCGGCAUGGCCGCACCUGCUCCUGCUCGCGCGACCCCUAUCAUUGACCUGUUCGGCGACGACACGCCUGUCGCUGCCCCUGUGACCACUGCCGCACCUGCAGCUCCUGCCGCUGCUCCAGUCUCCCCAGCUACCACCGCGGCAGCCGCCCCUCCCCCCACAUCUGCUGCCCCGCCGUCCAACAUCUUUGACCUCGACUUCAAAGCCCCCGCCGCCCCUGCCGCAAGGCAGCAGACCGCCAAGGCGGACAUCAUGUCCCUCUUCUCCCAGCCAUCAUCGCAGCAGCAGCAGCAGCAGCCCGUCGCCUCGGGCGGUUUCUUCAACGCCUCGGCCGCCCCAGUCGCUGCCAACCCUUACGGCUCGUGGAACGGCGGCAUCACAUCCAGCUCGCCUCCCCAGUCGGCGCCGACCCAGGCUCCCGUCUCGAACUGGGGCGGAUUCAACGACCAGGCUGCUUGGGGAUCGCCUGUCGCGGCUGCUGCUCCGCCCCAGCAGGCUCAGCAGAACCUCUGGGGCGCGCCAGCGGCCGCGUCGUCGGCGGCUGCCGACCCUUGGGCCGCUGCGUCUGCCCCUGCCGCCGCACCGGCGCCCAAGAAGGACGAGCGCGACCCGUUCGCCAACAUCUGGGGAUAG
This is a messenger RNA of Apiotrichum porosum, 1182 nucleotides long. RefSeq lists its product as uncharacterized. Gene Ontology annotation, molecular function: metal ion binding; GTPase activator activity. Gene Ontology annotation, biological process: endoplasmic reticulum to Golgi vesicle-mediated transport; intra-Golgi vesicle-mediated transport; endocytosis. The coding region runs from base 1 to 1182 and encodes 393 amino acids. Gene Ontology annotation, cellular component: Golgi apparatus. The record is from RefSeq and is a predicted model, not a curated record. The transcript is spliced from 7 exons. NCBI's taxonomy places the organism in Eukaryota, Fungi, Basidiomycota, Tremellomycetes, Trichosporonales, Trichosporonaceae.